Rhinopithecus roxellana (golden snub-nosed monkey) is the source of this 3274-nucleotide messenger RNA. RefSeq names its product killer cell lectin-like receptor 2. Bases 2304 to 3068 code for a protein of 254 amino acids. The transcript has 7 exons. NCBI's taxonomy places the organism in Eukaryota, Metazoa, Chordata, Mammalia, Primates, Cercopithecidae. The record is from RefSeq and is a predicted model, not a curated record.
UUCACUGUGUUAGCCAGGAUGGUCUCUAUCUCCUGACCUUGUAAUCCGCCUGCUUCGGCCUUUUUUUUAUCUUUUUCUUUACUAUAAGAGCCAGUGUCAUGCAGUGGGAUAAAAGUUAGGCAUUAGAACAAAUAAAAAAAGGAGAUGAGAACUUGUCUGGGUGAGGUUAGUCCUCCCAAUGAAAUGAUUCAGACUAUCUUCCCUGCAUGCUAGGGUUUUUUCCAGACAUCCUUCAUUUUAGUCUGGGGCAGGAAGAACAGGGUGCUGCUGUGAAAUCAUAAACCAUUGAGGUUUGACAGUGUGACCUGAAGGUUUGAAGGUAUGACUAGAAGCUGUGUGCUAAGCUUCUGGCUAACAGUAUGGUCAGAAAUGAGUGAGUAAAAUAUGUGGUUUCCCAAAUAAAAAAGGCUUUUGCAGGAAACGAGCCAGAAAAUAAGCAAAUUAAUACUUCAUAUAUUCAUAUUUGUGUGUUACGUGCAUGUUUUGCACAAAAGUGAAUUUGGAAGACAAAGUACCAGAACAUUCAAAACUCUCGUAUUUCUCUUCUUUCUGUUUUAUUAACUGGUUGUGAUAAAGUUUAAUACUUCCAACUUUGUGCCUCUUUAAUCAAAAGGCCAAGUAGGGAGUUUCAAUCCCAUUUGAAGUUACUGUUAUCUUCUGGUGCUGAUUAUGUUUUCCUUUGAAGGAGAAAUUUGCCUUUUCCAGCAAUUCAGAGCUUGGUAAUGAAGAGAAUACAGAAGGAGCAGCUAGAAAAUUUGACUUUCCCAUCAUCAGUUUCAUUCCGCCUCUUUUCAAAACUAUGAACACAUCUAGAUUUUAUAGUCAAUUCCUUUUAACUUGAUCCACUUUGUUCAUCAAGUGCACUUGUAGGCAUCAUACCUCUUACAUGUGCUACAGUUUCAAUAAUGAAAAAGACAGAGUUACGGACUUUAUAUUAUGUUGGAGAGACAAUAUGUAAAAAGUAUAAAAAAGGGUGCUCUGCAUUUGUCUAGUCUCUAUCCUGAGAACUAUUCACCUUCUCUCUGGCUAUAUGGAUGUAAAUCAAAACAGAAAAAUGCCUCUACAUCACCAGUAUCUAUCUGCAUGGGGCAGUAAGAUAUGCAGCCACAGAAUGGUUUCUCUAGAGCAAUGGUGGCACUGGUACUCCAAGCCUCAUGGCAGGAUAGAGAACCUGGCUCAGUGUGAUAUGUCAGGAUUUCUCAACUGCAGUCCUGGUGUUUCCCCUAUUACAACCUGAGGGGAAGAAAAACAAGAAAACAGUUACUUAUUUUGAAGUGUAAGAAAUCCUGUCUGUAGUGCUAACAUUUAUUAGUCCUAGCCUAUGAAGCGUGUGAUACUUUUAUUGAACCUAUGAGAAAAGUGAGGCUUGAGGAUUUGGUUGACUUAUUCGAAUUUUAUAGAUAAGAAGGACUUGAAUCUUGGACUUCAAGUAACAAUUUUUAACAUUGAUGAGAGCCUCCCAUAUAUAUGCCAGGUUGUAGUUAGACACUUUGAGAUGGAUCUUAUCUCAUUUAACCCUCACAGCAACCUUGGAUGGCAAAAGAAAAAUCACUCUUUUGCUAUGGUGAAUACAAGACUUAGAGAAAUGAAGUAACUUCCCUGAAGUCACAUAUGGGAGCUAGGGGCUAGCAUUUCAAGCCAGAUUUUCCUGGUUCCAGGAUUCAUACUUUGUGGCAAGACCUUGUUGGAAGCCUAGGUCCUUCUGAAUUCAUCGUCCAUUGUGCUCUGUCUUCAGUCAGGCCUGAUUUUAAACAGGAAUGAAGAAUGAGCAAUAACGUUUCCUUAUGCAAGUCAAUGAAUUUCUUCACUUUAGUUUCCUCAUUUGUGAAAUGGGGACAAUAAUAAAUACUUGUAAAUGUUGGGAGGUUUUAAUAUGGUCAUAUGCACAAGAGGUACUCCAAUACAUGACGGUAUCUCUGUCACCUUUUCAACAUCCGCUAUUACUACACCCCAGCCCCUGCCCCCGUCACCCACUUCCUAUCUUUUCUCACAGAACUAACUUCCUUUAUUUAUUAUUUUGGCAUUGAGAUAAAGGAAUACGGACCAUCUUUACUCUGAUUUGGGAUUGACAAAACCAAUCCAGGAUGGAGGAAAAGAAGAAAAUGCCCAGCAGCAAGUAUUCCUGAAGCGCCCAAACUCCAUGCAUGAGACUUUGCCUUCAUUAUCAAGGAUCCAGGACCGGAAAGGCCAACUUCUCCCUCAUUUUGAAAUCAGCUUUCUCCACCUGCACAACUGCAUAGCACAGAUACAGAAGCCAUCCUGUUGCAGGAUUUGAAUGCAAAACUUAUCUUCUUACUCUAAAGAUGAAUGAUCAGGGAGAGAUUUAUUCAACCCUGAGAUUUUUGCAGUCUCCUUCAGAGUCACAGAAUAGAUUAAGGCCUGAUGAUACUCAAAGGCCUGGGAAAACUGAUGACAAAGUCUUUCAGUGUGUUCAAGAAAAACAUGAACAGCAGGAAAUUCUAAGAAACUGUAGUGAAAAGUACAUCAUGCAAAAUGAUAACUACUUAAAAGAGCAGCUUUUGACAAAUAAGACUUUAAAAUAUGACAUUCUCAAAAAAGACAGCUUUCUGCAGAAAAAGGAACUGGAUUCACUCCUCAUGCUAAAGAACAGAUGUCAUAGAGAAAAUGAGAUCGUUUUAAAAUUUUUGCAAAAUACAGGCAAAUUCUCUGAAGACCACUGGUCCUGUUGUGGAGUAAACUGUUAUUAUUUUACCAUGCAGAAGAAAGACUGGAAGGGAUGUAAACAAACUUGUCAACAUUGUAGAUCAUCUCUUUUGAAGAUAGAUGACAAAGAUGAACUGGCCUUCAUUCAAUCUCAGAUUUAUGAAAAUAAUUACUGGAUUGGAUUAUCAUAUGAUGAAAGGGAAAGUAAGUGGAAAUGGAUUGAUAAUGACACACCUGGAAUUAAUUCUACAAUAAUGCGUUCUUCUUCUGGGAGAGGAGAAUGUGCAUUUUUGACCUCAACAAGAAUGGCAACUAUUGAUUGCAUUCAAAAGUACAAUUGCAUCUGUGAGAAGAGAACUGACUCUAUUUUCUCUGAUUCAAUGUGCACUAAGAAGAAAAGGUGAAAAUGGAAUGUUUUCUUUUUUUGUUUCCUAUAAUAAUUUGUGAUUAUAAAUCAUUGCUUUUAACUGCAGGACUUAGUUAAUUCUUGAAAAAAUAAAGAUGAACAGGAAGAAAAAGAAAAUUCUUUUGGACUAUGACUUUAAAGAUCAGAUGCCAUCUUUCUUCCUGGAAAAGAGGAGAUUUUCUCUUUUUUUUUUUUUUUUUUUUU